UUCUCACCUGUGUAUUUAGUGAAUUGGAUUUGAAAUUAAUUAGUAAAUUUCACUGCUGUUUUGUUUUCCUUCCCUGUUGAUCUGAAAAAUGGAACUGAACAAAAUUCUAAAAAAACAUUAUAGCUAUCAUUAUUCUUUGAUGGAGAUACUAGUCAGAUUCAUUUUCUCGCCCGAAAUUCAUGACGUUAUUUCUUGUGAAUUUCGUUUGUUUUUGUCUUGUACGUUUCUUGUGACAAACGAAGAUCCGUCAUAUUUGUUCGGGUUGAUGAAAUCGAACCGUAUUGAUGAUGAUAAACUUCAAAAUUUAAUAAAAAGGUUCAAAACAAAUUCGACUGAAAAUGCCAUGUCCAAUAUGAUCGUAUUGAACAAUUUGAUUGGAGAAAAAAUGGCGAAAAGAUUGGCGAAAAAUGCCAGUAUAUAUCAUUAUAAUAAUAAAUGCAAUUAUUAUUUUUUAUUAAUGGGAAAACAAUUACCAAUCAAUUUAUCAACCCAGCAAAUCAAACCGCAUCGAACCGAAUUGAAUAAUGAUUGGAAUGACAUACCACCAGAUUAUCGUUCACUGUUGAAUGCUGCUACACACGACAAUGAUGACAAUGAUGAUGAUGAUCCAUUGACAAGACAACUCGAAACAGAUCAAAAGCAAGAGAAACGAUUCUUGGGAUUGUAUGGCCGAUCAUCACCAUUAAAUCGUGCCGAUAUGCUUUAUUCACGGCAAUCUUCCGGUCGAAUCAUGUUUCGAUCUCAAAAUGAAUUUCCAUUCAUUCCGAUAAAAGAUAAUAAAGAUUGGCUAUCUCAGGCACAUCAACAUAUAUUUGGCGAUAAAGCCAAAUUUUUGGAAAAAAAUUUUCCCUAUCGAAUUGAUGAAUAUUUGGUUACAAUUUAUGAUAAUAUUCAAAAUACCAAUUUUGAAUCUAUCUUACGUCAAUGUUGUCCAUUGAACAACCGGACAGAUGAUAUUGUGGAGAUGCGUACCACAUUCAAACAAGUGAACAGUUUUUUAUAUGCAAUCUAUUAUCGGAUCAUUCCGAUCCAAGUGUUGGGUAGUAAAAAAAAUUAUCGUACAUUCUACCGAAUUCUGAAAGAACUGUUCACUUCGUGUCGAAUAACUAGAUUUCGUAUAUUCGACAUUAUAAAUGGUAUGGAAUUGGAUCAAAUGCAGCCAUUGUUGGAGGAUAUGUAUAUCAGUAUGAAUAUUUUUGUUCAACCCAACGAGAUUGACAUUCUCGUACUAUGUUGGUUGUUUCGUCUACUUAAACAAAUCGUACGAUCCAAAUUCUAUGUGACCGAAAGUCGUCAAAUGAAACAUAGACUUAUAUAUUAUCGUUAUGAUCUUUGGGCCAAACUUUGUAAUCAAACUAUUCGGUCCCAUUUUAAUGAAAAUCGUUGGUCGGUCGUGAGAAAAGAAAAUCUUAUACAAUGUAAAGAUUUAGAUGAUUACCUUAGAUAUUCUUCAUUACGUUUUAUACCGAAAUCCGGAGGACUGCGACCAAUCACACGACUUCGAUAUGCAAAACAACAUUCGAAUCUAAAUUUCCGUAAGCAAAUAUCAUCCAUCAUCGCUAUAUUAAGCUGUUUGAAUCGUAAUUUCGGCAACGAAUAUCUUCAAAAUCGAUCAUAUCUGGAUUUGUAUUGUCGAUUAAAAGAGAAGUUGAAUGGCCAGAAUGAUCGUUAUUAUAUAAUCCGUGGUGACUUUCAAAAGUGCUAUCCAUCAAUCAAUCUCAGUAAACUUAUGUCGAUCAUAUUGAUAGCUUUGGAUUCUAUAACCAAACAGUGGGUUUGUAAACGAAUUCAAAUUGGUAAAUACUUAUUACCGGCACAAUUGUUCAUGAAAAAUGUCUAUCUAAUCAGACAAAGAAAAAAUUAUCACCGUAAACAAGUGAAAACUGUUCUCUGCAACAUGGAAGAUGAUGGUUGUGGUUUGGAUGAAAAAUCUGUGAUCAAGCAACUUGGCUAUAAUCAGGUUCGCAAUUGCAUAAUUAAUGUUGAUGAUCGAUCCAUUGAUGGUUGUAAAAAAAUGGACACCAAAAAAAUUAUCUAUCUUUUACGGGCAUAUCUCUUCAAGACAAUCAUCAGUCUUGGUCGUCGAACUAGCUGUAGUUUUACUAAACAUGGUAUCCGACAAGGUAGUCCGCUUUCCACUGAAUUAUGUCAGAUUUAUUUGAAUUAUAUUUGGUCGUUGAUUUUUCGUCAAUCUUCAUCAUCCAAAUCAUCCAACAGUGAUAAUGACCUUUUUCUAUCGUUUGCCGAUGAUUUUCUCUUUUUAUCGACCGAUCUAAAAAGAGCUACAAAUUUUGUUAACAACUUGAAAACAAUAUCACCAGAUUAUAAUCUUAUUGUUAAUGAAGAUAAACUAACAAUGAAUUUCGAUAUGGAGGGAUUGAUAAAUGAUCACCAACAUUUUACAGUCAGAUUUUUGGGCAGAGAAUUUUCAUUGAUCAACCGACAACAGCAACUUGUCAUACGGAUCGAUUACACUGGUUUUGUUGAUCAAUGCAUAAUGGACUCAUUUGAUUGUAAUCGACUGGCUCCAUUAUUGAGACAAAUGAAAUUGUUGUUAACAAGUCUCUAUCUUCAUUGUUAUCCGGAAAUAUUUGAUUGCCAACUAAAUCCAUUAUCGGUCGUCAUUGAUAGUAUAUUUCAAAGAAUCUUAUUACAAGCUAUGAAAUUUGCAAGUCUCAUCACUAAAUGGCAGCCUUUGUCGAUAACCGCCAAGAAAAUGUAUUUUCCGUCCAUCAUUUGUCGAUUUAUUUACCAUUUGGCUAAACGUUUGUUUGAAAUAAUCAGAAGAUAUCGAGUGGAUUUUGUUCUAAGCGAAUGUCACAUUCAUUUGAUAGCUGCUGAAGCAUUUAGGAUUUUAUGGAAUACAAAACUACGACAUCGAUCAAAAACGGAACGAUUAUCAAUCGAAAAAUAUUGCCUAGUGUUACGACAAAAAUGCCUAACCGAGACAAUCAAUUUGGAUGAUGUUUAUUCGUUUGCUCGCAAAAUGCCCUACCCAUUUGAUCGAAUCGAAUUGAAUAGAUAAAUAAAAUAUAUUUUUAUUGAA
Dermatophagoides pteronyssinus (European house dust mite) is the source of this 3046-nucleotide messenger RNA. Its product is annotated as telomerase reverse transcriptase-like. Gene Ontology annotation, cellular component: telomerase catalytic core complex. Gene Ontology annotation, biological process: telomere maintenance via telomerase. The record is from RefSeq and is a predicted model, not a curated record. Gene Ontology annotation, molecular function: telomeric repeat DNA binding; telomerase RNA binding; telomerase activity. Lineage: Eukaryota; Metazoa; Arthropoda; Arachnida; Sarcoptiformes; Pyroglyphidae.